GAAAAAUAACCUUAACUAAUGGGAUUCUCUACAUUGAUUUGCUUUGAUUUUGCAUUUUAGAGGCUCAAAAUACUGAAGACACAAACAUGUUUCGACUUUGUUUCCAAGGCAAAUUUGUGCAAACCAGAUCAUUAGCAGUAUUUCACAAAGAAAUUGUUAACUUAAAGUGUCUUACAGUGAACAGUAAACUGAUACGGCAUUUCGCUAGCCAUUCCAAAGGAGACAGCGAAGUAAACCGCAUUUAUUAUGGUCCUUUAACGCCACAAAUCAAGGCUGUGAAGGUAUUUUCUCUGAGCUCCAGCGCCGCGGGCUGGGUAGCUCAGCCGAUCAUUAUAAACGAAGCAGCCACCAUUGGAAGCACAUCACUCCUCGUCGCUAUUUGCUCAGUGGUUGGGUUCUUCACAUUCGUCACACCAAUACUGCUACAUCAAAUAACUAAGAAAUAUGUAACAAAAAUUGACUAUGAUAGUGCAAAUGCAACAUACAGAGCAAUUACUUACAACUUUUUUAUUGCUGAAAAACAGCAUGAAUUCAAAGCAGAAGAUGUUGUAGUGCCUGAAAUCCCUGGCAUGUUCACAACAUUGGUGGCCAAAGGAAAGCCCCUGUUUGUGGAGGCGAGGCACUUCAGUGACCCAAUGCACUACGCCAAAAUGAUGGGCUACGACAAACCCAUGGACUUCAAAAUGGGAGCUUCAGAGAGCAGUAAAUAAAUUAGGUUUAGUUGUUAUAUGUCAUGUAGUUGUUAAUUAUAAUAUUGUGUUA
This is a messenger RNA of Cydia amplana, 762 nucleotides long. Its product is annotated as transmembrane protein 70 homolog, mitochondrial. The record is from RefSeq and is a predicted model, not a curated record. Gene Ontology annotation, biological process: mitochondrial proton-transporting ATP synthase complex assembly. Lineage: Eukaryota; Metazoa; Arthropoda; Insecta; Lepidoptera; Tortricidae. Gene Ontology annotation, cellular component: mitochondrial membrane. The transcript has 2 exons. Bases 87 to 710 code for a protein of 207 amino acids.